Messenger RNA from Lachancea meyersii CBS 8951, 1629 nucleotides. NCBI's taxonomy places the organism in Eukaryota, Fungi, Ascomycota, Saccharomycetes, Saccharomycetales, Saccharomycetaceae. The record is from the annotation of a GenBank genome assembly.
AUGCUCCCUAAUCGGCGCCUCACAAUACAUACGGUGCUCAAGAACUGGAAUAGUACCUUGGCUCUCACUUAUAGUGCUGCAAGUACUGAUCUAAGGGCUAGAUCUGCACGCACAACGAAUGGUUCAAUACCCGCAGAGUCCACCGAUUUGAGCAGGAGCUUGCAAAGUGCAUUGGAACAACGAAGCACAGUUAAACAAUUAGUUUUGAGAAAUCAAAAAUAUGAUGUCCGAGCUGGCGAAAAUCCCGUCCAGCUUCCAAGCCGAUUGUCAGCGUCUCUGCAAGAAAAUGAGUACGUAAAAGUUUUGAUGGAACUAACGUUACGGUCCAAAAUGGACCCCGAAUUAGGGAAGAAACUAUUCACGGAAAACAUCCUGACGCGAAUGGAGCUGUCCACUUUUAUCCAAGGCGCAUUAUCCUGUAAAAACCUCGUUGAGAACUUGGCACACACAGCGCCAGGCAGUCACGCAACGGAGAUUGUUUUCAACCUUUUUGCACUAUACGCUAAGGUUAUAGAACCGGGACACUUAAAUGCGCUUGAACUUCACGACUUGAAUCUCUUUGUGGCGUUUUUCAUCAAGAAUAAGCAGCUGCGAAAGGCUCAAACAGUCCUUGACUUCAUUGUGAGUUCCAAUAACGAUCAAAUUCCUUACGACAUUUCCACGGCAAUCCACUACCUACAACUGCGAUGUGGUGCUCUGCCACAGACCUGGGUCGCAAAAUCGCAACGCGGUCGUGCACUCGAGAUACAAGACUAUUCUACUCGCUCUAAAUACAAAGCGUUUGACAAAAGCUUUGUCCCCUCAUUUUUGGAAUUCUUAAGGGAUCCUACGAGCAAAUGGUCACUCAAGUCCACUGACGCUUUAGAGGCGACGAUCGUAUAUUCAUUGGGAUUUAUGGGGCAAAUUUCUGCUCUCGAAAACUACAUCCGCCAGAGAUGGGGCAUUUCUUUAGGCAAGUCUCAUGAGCGAGCACACACUGAAGACCUUAUUGCUCCUUCGUCAGAGAUUUUGAUUGCCAUUUUAACGAGUUUUGCGCGAAACGGUCAAAUCGGCUCGGCACUCGAAUUCAUGGACUCAUUUAUCGAGACGUACGAAAAAUUGGAACUGGACGUUCAGUUUUGGAGGAGCUUGUUUCAGCACAGUAUCAUCAUUUGGGGAAAUGGAAUGGAUCCUAAGGGCCAUUUGUCCAACGGGUGUUGGGAGGUGAUGAGGGAAUGGCAUAACAAACGCGGAAGAAUAAUAAAAGCAGAUCAUGCUGUGCUCAAUGACAGAUUCACAGUCUUGCGAGCAACAAAUAACUACAGAGGAGCAAUUGGCGUUAUCAAGCAGUGUUUGUCACAAUUACGCGAUGAAGAUUUGGCCUCGAAAAGGGCCAUUGGAUUUGUACAAAAAUACUUCAAACUUGUACUCAGGAAUCAAGCGGCAGCAGGAUGCUACCAUAAGUCUUUGCAAUUUAUCAAAAUGUGGGCACCAAAUGAACAACAGGCAAGUGUUUUGAGAAGUUACUUUGACAUACAUAGAAAGAGAUAUGAGCAAAGAAGCCAAAAGCGACGGGACGCUACGCAACGGAAGCAGAAGGAAUUUGAUGAUGAGGAGGAAGAUAGUAUGCUUCUUGGAAGGUUGUGGUAA